CUCGAUGGGAAUGACAUGGGAACAUCGACAAUCCCUUCAUGGGAACGAAAUAGGAACAUCGACGAUCCCUUGAUGGGAACGGAAUGGGAACAUCGUCUUGCUCCAAAGGAGGAGGAGGCGGAUCAACAGAUUUGGCCCCAAACUCUGAAGUUGUUUUUCUUCUAUUUCUCUUCUUCUUCGUUAGGGUUUGUUGUUUGCCACGCUCUGUGUUGCUCUCUCUGUAUUCCCACUGCUCGCUCGCUCGCUCGCCCGCUCUCGUGCUGCUUCUCGCCGGUGUACUCCGGGGCGCACACCUUCGUUGACAGUGCAGCGAACGGGGACAAGAAGCAGCUGAAAGAAGAAGAAGCAUUCGACAUGGGAGGGGGUGCGGGACGUGGGAAGUUCAAGGGGAAGCCCACGGGGCGGCGCCACUUUUCCACGCCGGAGGAGAUGGCCGCCGGCACCUCGACCAAACCUCGAAGUUUCAAGCGGAAUCCUGAGGAAGAGGAGGAGUCUGAAGAAGAGGUAUCUGAGGAGGAGGAGUCCGAGGAGGAGGAAGAGACCAUGAAGAAGAAGGGCACUGCAGGAGUGAUUGAAAUCCAUAAUCCGAACCUGGUGAAACCGAAGAACGUGAAAGCCAAGGAUGUUGAUAUGGAUAGGCCAGCAGAGCUUUCAAGACGCGAGAGAGAAGAGCUCGAGAAGCAAAAGGCUCAUGAACGUUACUUGAAAUUGCAAGAGCAAGGCAAGACAGAGCAGUCAAAGAAAGAUUUAGAGCGUUUACAACUGAUAAGACAGCAGCGCUUGGAGGCUGCUAAAAAGCGAGAGGAGGAGAAGGCUGCGAAGGAAGCCAAAAAGGUUGAAGCUCGCAAAUAGGGAGUAACGAAAUUGCCUCCACGAAUGUACUUAAUAGUUCUUAAUUCUUUAAUUUUCAGGAAAAAAUUCUCAGAAAUUGCCCGUGUUUUGUUUUGAUUAAUGUUUUAAAAGUUCCUCCAUAUUCAUGAGUUGGUCUUCACCAUGAACUCAUUAAUCCUCAGUGCCUUCAAAAUGCAGAGCUGUCAUUCUCUUUCAAGAUUAUUCUCUCUGCUUGUACAAUUUUUGUAAUACAUUUUGUAAUACGGACUUCUUUGAGUGAUUCAUGCA
Molecule: messenger RNA, 1119 nt
Organism: Physcomitrium patens
Lineage: Eukaryota; Viridiplantae; Streptophyta; Bryopsida; Funariales; Funariaceae
Source: RefSeq, a predicted model, not a curated record